This is a messenger RNA of Biomphalaria glabrata, 1433 nucleotides long. RefSeq names its product trans-1,2-dihydrobenzene-1,2-diol dehydrogenase-like. Bases 91 to 1098 code for a protein of 335 amino acids. Gene Ontology annotation, molecular function: nucleotide binding. NCBI's taxonomy places the organism in Eukaryota, Metazoa, Mollusca, Gastropoda, Planorbidae. The transcript is spliced from 8 exons. The record is from RefSeq and is a predicted model, not a curated record.
AAAAAAAAGUGAAGCGAAUACAAACACGGUGUGUAGGGCUAGCACACUGUGCACUCGCUUUAGAUAAGCUACACUAUCUCGCUGUUCAAUAUGGCCACUAGGUGGGGUAUUUGUGGCGCUGGUAAAAUUUCUUUAGACUUCUGCAUGUGCAUUAAAUCACUGCCUUCAGAGGAUCACCAGAUAGUUGCUGUGGCAGCUAGAGACAAAGGGAGAGCCGAAGACUUUGCCUCAAGAUUUGGCAUUCCAAAGAGUUAUGGGUCCUACGAAGAGCUAGCGGAAAAUCCGGAUGUUGAUAUUGUGUAUAUAGGCACCAUACACACCCAGCAUGUCCAGAACAGUUUGCUGUUUAUCAAUGCUGGGAAGCACGUGCUUUGUGAGAAACCAAUGGCGCUCACUCUAGAAGGAUGUCAGAAAGUCCUUGCGGCGGCCAAAAGCAAAGGUGUUUUCUUCGCUGAAGCAUUUUGGAGCCGUUAUUUCCCGGCGUACAAAUUUAUUCAAGAACACCUCAAGUCUGAGGCGAUAGGUGACGUGGUUAUGGUAGAAGCAACAUUCGCCGUUCCCAUUGUGCACGUCCAAAGAUUAUACGACCUUGAACUCGGUGGAGGUGGACUGAUGGACAUUGGCUGCUACACUGUCCAGGCAGCUAACUUAAUCUUCAAAGACAAACCCGAGAUGAUCGUUGCUCAUGGAAGCAAGACAGAGACAGGUGCUGACAAAACAGCCGUAAUAACACUGAAAUACCCAGGUGAUAAGUUUGCAAGUCUGGCCUACUCAAUGGAAGCGAGUGGAGGGGCAAACCACUUUACUAUCUACGGGACGAAGGGAACUAUUGUGAUUCCAGACUCUUUUUGGUAUCCAACGAGAGUUGUGUUGAAAGAUAAUGAGGUGAAAUAUUUCCACUUACCAACAGUGGAGGAUCAGGAUGGCUCAUAUUACGGAAAUGCUCAAGGUUUUGUUUAUCAGGCUAAAGGCGUACGAGAGUAUCUCAAAGCAGGUGUAACUGAGAGCGACGUCAUCCCUCACAAGGACAGCGAGACCAUUAUGUUCAUCAUGCAAGAGGUUCUCAAACAGCUUGGGGUGAAAUACAACUAUUCUUGAGACGGGCUUCAGACUAGUCAUUUUUAUGGGACUUCAUUAUAUGAACGAUAACAGACUUCUAUUUAAAGCUUUUUUUUUGGUGUGUGUGUGUGUGUGUGCUGAACAAAGUAGCCUACAAGUUUUACAGUUUUACAUCUUCUGCACAAUGAGUUUUUCUAAUGUCAUAAGCAAAUAACAUUAACAUUAUUUUUAAGAAGUUGUUUUGUUUUUUUAAACAUUUGCACUGUUUAGGCCAUGUCGUGCUAAUGUUUGUAAUUAGUACCAUUGGAUGCUUGUUGUUGAAUGUAUUUGAUUAAUCAAAGCAUAAAUAAGGACAAUACAUGAUUUGAAAAUUA